AUCUGCCAUGCCGGUAGAAUUCACCACACUAAAUCAUGAAAAAUAUGGCUUUAGCAUAUUAUUUCUCGUACACUCGACCACUGUCGUAAGGGUUCGUUCAAAAGCUCUGUGCGUUAGCUUCACUUUUGCGGUUGAACAAGGCAUCAAUAAAUUAAAAUAGAAAAAAUGUUCGUGUCAACAGUCUCUCGUAUUGCGCCUAUUGCAAGAAAUACAAUCCUCAACGGUACAAAACAAUACUUGCGACCAUUGAGCAGUGCUGUUAUCAGCCAGAGCCAAACACUCGCCGCUCAAAACACAGCACCAGUUGCUUUACUGCCACAAAUCAGGUCAUUCCAGACCUCCCCAGUAACACGUGACAUUGAUUCCGCUGCCAAAUUUAUUGGUGCUGGUGCUGCUACAGUCGGUGUCGCCGGUUCCGGUGCUGGUAUCGGAACAGUAUUCGGUUCCCUUAUUAUCGGUUAUGCCAGAAAUCCAUCAUUGAAACAACAAUUGUUCUCAUACGCUAUCUUGGGUUUUGCCCUCUCUGAAGCUAUGGGUCUGUUCUGUCUUAUGAUGGCCUUCUUGCUUCUCUUCGCUUUCUAGAGUGCUUAUUAUCAAUAAGUUAACGUUAAAAACAACUCCAACAUCUUCAUUGUUUUUAAGUAAAACAUUCAACAAUUGAGAAUAUAGAAGUCAAUAACACUUUUAUUUAAGUUUGAAAUAUGAAUAAAACAUUAAUUAUAAUAAAAUUAAAAAUCAUGUGCAGAUACUACUAUUAUAAAAACAAAAACAAAAAUGGAAAUAAUUAAAUUCUUCGAUAAUUGUUAAGCGAAUUGAAAUUCUACUACGACGGCAAUGCUUUGUUAUGAUAAGAAGGUAUCCAAGUCAUCCUGCAGAAGAAUUGUAGCCUACUAGCCAUACGACACUUUGAAUCGAUUCUUUGUUAAAUGCUUGAAUUGGAUAAUAAAAGUGGCAGUAAAUAACAACUUAAACAUAAACACUAAAUUAUUAUCUAAUUAAAUAGAUACAAAGAAUUUUUAAUUUAAUAAUGUAGUUAAAAAGAAAAAAAAAUAAUUACAAAAAAACUUAAGUAUUUUUAAUGUGAAAUGAUCGACUUUUUGAAUUUGAUACUUUAAAGUUAAACUUUGCGUGCGCUCUCACUUAAGCAGGUUUUCGAACACUCUAACUUUUAACAGUCUCAAAUUAUGAAAAUCGAUCAGUUUUAACACUUUAUGGAACUGAUUUAUAUAAAUUUUAAUUAUGUAAACAAUGAAAAGAAAAUUCGUAUUCAAAUUCGACUUAUUCGUAUUGUUAUUAUUCAGAUCAAAAAUAUGCAAUUGCAGAGAUGGUAAUAAAACAUCGGAAAACAAUGAGAUCCAA
Molecule: messenger RNA, 1359 nt
Organism: Teleopsis dalmanni
Lineage: Eukaryota; Metazoa; Arthropoda; Insecta; Diptera; Diopsidae
Product: ATP synthase lipid-binding protein, mitochondrial-like
Exons: 4
Coding region: 166-582 (138 amino acids)
Biological process (GO): proton motive force-driven ATP synthesis; proton transmembrane transport
Molecular function (GO): proton transmembrane transporter activity
Source: RefSeq, a predicted model, not a curated record